CACAUCAUCAAAAAAUACCUUUGGCACUUUUUGGCUUUCUUCAUGCUCUACCCUGCCUUCAUGCUCUAUAUAUACACCCUUGAUCGGCCUCCCUUGCUUCAUCAAACAUCCAUCCAUCCACCACACAAUCCUAGCUCCCGGCCAGCAGCAGCAGCAGCAACACUAGCUAAGCUAUAACCAUCUCUCUGCUCUGAAGCAGUACUCAAAGCUAUCAUCACCAUCCUCUCAGCUCAAUUAAUCAAUCAUGUCUGGCGUUUGGGUGUUCAAGAACGGCGUGGUCCGGCUGGUGGAGAACGGCGCGGCGGCUGGCGGCGAGGCGGUGCGGCGGCGGAAGGCGCUGGUGCACACGCCGAGCGGGCAGGUGGUGCGGUCGUACGCGGAGCUGGAGUCGGAGCUGCGGGCGCUGGGGUGGGAGCGCUACUACGAGGACCCGGCGCUGUACCAGUUCCACAAGCGCGGCUCCCUCGACCUCAUCUCCCUCCCCGCCGACUUCAACAGGUUCUCCUCCGUCCACAUGUACGACAUCGUCAUCAAGAACCGCGACUCCUUCAGGGUCGUCGACGUCUGAUAUGAUCCAUCCAUGCAUCUGCUUGAUGCUAGCUACCUACCUACCUACCUCUUGUUAGCAUCUCGAUCAGUCUCAUCAGUAUCAUCGAUCGUCGUCUAUGGUGGAGAGCUUGCUCUUGUUAAUUAAUUAGUGGUGACUUUGUGAGGAGUACGUGCACAGCAGCUAGAUAUAUAGCUAGCUAGUGUUUGACAGUCGCCGUACGUGAGUUUGCUAGCUACUAGCUACUAUGCAUGCAUGUCUCGCUAAAUUUGAUUUCGAAGCAGUGUGUGUGUGAGUGUGGAGCUGAUCUGAAUCAGUAGCUUACGUGUGUAGUGUGUACGUGCCAGCAGUGUGUGUGCGUGCUGUCGUCGUCUGGGAGUGAUGAUGUGUAAGUUGCUCGAGACGAUGGAUCACGCAUGCGUGUGACGACUGUACAUUUAUCGUUUGUGUGCCAGUGACCACCACCAUUAUUGA
Molecule: messenger RNA, 1021 nt
Organism: Sorghum bicolor (sorghum)
Lineage: Eukaryota; Viridiplantae; Streptophyta; Magnoliopsida; Poales; Poaceae
Product: flowering-promoting factor 1-like protein 1
Exons: 1
Coding region: 245-568 (107 amino acids)
Biological process (GO): negative regulation of mitotic metaphase/anaphase transition; regulation of flower development
Cellular component (GO): mitotic spindle
Source: RefSeq, a predicted model, not a curated record